Molecule: messenger RNA, 3927 nt
Organism: Zophobas morio
Lineage: Eukaryota; Metazoa; Arthropoda; Insecta; Coleoptera; Tenebrionidae
Product: pyruvate carboxylase, mitochondrial
Exons: 10
Coding region: 185-3754 (1189 amino acids)
Biological process (GO): pyruvate metabolic process; gluconeogenesis
Cellular component (GO): cytoplasm
Molecular function (GO): pyruvate carboxylase activity; metal ion binding; ATP binding
Source: RefSeq, a predicted model, not a curated record
UAUCAUGCACAGGGAGUAAAGUUCGCAUGCGCCUCGUGUUGACUUUAUAGUGACUGCUUUCCAGACACACUCAUUCGAAAAUAUUGUGUCGACCCGGUCUUUGACUGCAGCGCGAGUGCAGCAUUGCGGCCCCACUAAAUCCGAAACGUUGUGUCAUCACUACACUGUAACAAAUAUCUACACAAUGUUAUUCCGCGUCGUCACAACAAAAACGCUCCUGCGCUCCUCCCAGCACCUCGCCAGCCUCCCAAACAGAUGCAGCUACUCCACAAAAGUCGAAUACAAACCAAUUAGAAGCGUCCUCGUGGCAAACCGAGGCGAAAUCGCCAUUAGAGUGUUCCGAGCAUGCACAGAACUGGGGAUCAAAUCCGUGGCCAUUUACUCCAAAGAAGACAGAGCCCACAUCCACCGACUGAAAGCGGACGAAAGUUACUUGGUGGGAGAUGGCCUGCCGCCGGUGCAAGCCUAUCUCCACAUCCCUGAAAUAAUAAAAAUUUGUAAGGACAACGGCAUCGAUGCAGUCCAUCCCGGAUACGGGUUUCUUUCAGAGAGGUCCGACUUCGCUCAAGCUGUCAUCGAUGCCGGGAUUAGGUUUAUCGGUCCUUCGCCGAAGGUGGUGCACCAGAUGGGGGAUAAAGUGGCGGCUAGGGAAGCCGCAAUCGCUGCAGGGGUUCCUAUCGUGCCCGGUACCGAUGGCCCCGUCACCACCAAAGAAGAAGCGAUGGAAUUCUGCGUCAAGCACGGCCUACCCGUCAUCUUCAAGGCGGCGUACGGGGGCGGCGGUCGCGGCAUGCGUGUGGUCCGCAAAAUGGACGAAGUGGAAGAAAACUUCCAGCGAGCGUCGUCAGAAGCUUUAAGCGCGUUCGGCAACGGCGCCAUGUUCAUCGAAAAGUUCAUCGAACGUCCGCGGCACAUUGAAGUACAACUUAUGGGUGAUAAGGCCGGUAAUGUCGUCCAUUUGUACGAACGCGACUGCUCGGUCCAGAGAAGGCACCAGAAGGUCGUCGAGAUGGCACCCGCGCCCCAUCUAGACCUUAAAGUUAGGGACCGAAUGACUGAUUUGGCUGUGAAAUUAGCUAGGCAUGUAGGUUACGAGAACGCAGGCACUGUGGAAUUUUUAUGCGACGAAAAAGGCAAUUUUUACUUUAUCGAAGUCAACGCUAGGCUGCAAGUUGAACAUACCGUCACGGAGGAGAUCACCGGGAUCGAUUUGGUCCAAACACAAAUCCGCGUCGCCGAAGGCAUGACGUUACCGGAAAUGGGGAUCACGCAGGAUCGCAUACGAACCGACGGUUUCGCCAUUCAGUGUCGAGUGACCACAGAAGACCCGGCCAAGAACUUCCAGCCCGACACAGGAAGGAUCGAGGUGUUCCGUUCCGGAGAAGGCAUGGGGAUCCGGUUAGACGGCGCUUCGGCUUUCGCAGGCGCUAUCAUUUCGCCCUACUACGACUCCCUCUUGGUCAAAGUUAUAGCGCAAUCCAAAGAUCUGCAGUCGUCUUGUGCUAAAAUGAAUCGAGCCCUGAGAGAGUUCAGGGUUCGUGGAGUCAAAACUAACAUUCCGUUCCUUUUGAAUGUUCUGGAGAACCAGAAGUUCUUGAACGGGUCCGUCGAUACGUACUUCAUCGACGAGCAUCCGCAACUUUUCAAUUUUGCUCCUACUCAGAACAGGGCUCAAAAGUUGUUGAAUUACUUGGGGCAGGUGUUGGUCAACGGGCCACAAACACCGUUAGCCACUCCUAACAAGCCUGCGGAUAUUAAACCCCACUUGCCGGAGGUAUCUCAAGAAUACCUGGCCAGCACCCCUCAACAAACUCCAAAAGUGCAGCCGCCCAAAGGGUUCCGCGAGAUUUAUAAGCAACAAGGUCCGGAAGCUUUCGCAAAAGCCGUGAGGAACCACAAAGGUCUCCUAUUGAUGGACACGACGUACCGCGACGCCCAUCAAUCUCUGUUAGCCACAAGAGUCCGUUCGCACGAUCUCCUGAAUAUCUCGCCGUUCGUUACGCACAAUUUCAGUCAGUUGUACUCGCUGGAGAACUGGGGUGGGGCAACUUUCGAUGUCGCCUUGAGGUUUUUGCACGAGUGCCCAUGGGAAAGAUUAGAGGAUAUGAGAAAAUUGAUUCCCAAUAUUCCUUUCCAGAUGUUGCUUAGAGGGGCGAACGCUGUGGGCUACACGAAUUAUCCAGAUAACGUCGUGUUUAAGUUCUGCGAGUUAGCGGUCCAAACCGGAAUGGACAUUUUCCGCGUGUUCGACUCUUUGAAUUACCUUCCGAACUUGAUCGUGGGGCUGGAAGCGGCAGGCAAAGCGGGCGGGAUCGUGGAGGCGGCGAUUUCGUACUCUGGGGACGUGAGCAACCCCAAAAAAACCAAAUAUGAUUUGAAAUAUUACUUGAACAUAGCUGAAGAGCUGGUAAAGGCGGGAACGCACGUCUUGGCCAUCAAAGACAUGGCCGGACUGCUUAAACCGGCAGCUGGAAGGAUGUUGGUAAGCGCUCUCCGCGACAAAUAUCCUGACCUUCCGAUUCAUAUCCAUACGCACGACACGAGUGGCGCUGGUGUCGCUUCUAUGCUAGCAUGCGCUGAAGCCGGAGCUGACGUCGUCGACGUCGCCGUCGAUUCCAUGUCGGGUCUUACUAGCCAACCCAGCAUGGGUGCGGUCGUGGCCAGCCUCCAAGGAACACCGCUCGACACAAACUUGGAUCUGUCCAAAGUUUCGGAAUACUCGGCAUACUGGGAACAAACCCGAACCCUGUACGCACCUUUCGAGUGUACCACGACCAUGAAAUCCGGGAACGCGGACGUCUACAACAACGAAAUCCCCGGCGGACAAUACACCAACCUCCAGUUCCAAGCCUACUCGCUAGGUCUGGGCGACUUCUUCGAAGACGUGAAGAAGGCGUACGCCGAAGCCAAUAUCCUCCUAGGUGAUAUUAUCAAAGUCACACCAUCGUCCAAAGUCGUGGGCGACUUAGCUCAGUUCAUGGUCCAGAACAAACUCACGUCAGACGACGUUUUGAACAAAGCCGAAGAAUUAUCUUUCCCUAAGUCAGUAGUGGAGUAUUUGCAAGGUCACAUCGGACAACCCUAUGGCGGUUUCCCCGAACCUCUACGCUCCAAGGUCUUACGAGACAUGCCUAGGAUCGAAGGGCGUCCCGGGGCAUCUCUAGCACCACUAGAUUUUGACAAACUGAGCAACGAUAUCAGGGAAACUUUCCCUCACGCGACUGAUCGGGAUGUCAUGUCUGCCGCGCUGUAUCCACAAGUCACGAACGAAUUCCUAACGUUCAAAGAACAGUACGGACCUGUGGAUAAAUUAGACACGCGGAUUUUCCUAGUGGGGCCUAAGGUUGGCGAAGAGUUUGAAGUAACGAUCGAAAAAGGGAAGACUCUAGGUAUCAAGACUCUCGCGAUGGCCGAAGAUUUAACCGAAAACGGAGAAAGAGAAGUCUUUUUUGAACUGAACGGUACUCUUCGGUCGGUACUUAUCAGAGACAAGGAUGCCGGGAAGGAGAUACACGUGCAUCCCAAGGCCGAUAAAGCCGAUAAGAAACAAGUGGGUGCGCCUAUGCCCGGUACUGUGAUCGAUAUUAGAAUCAAAGUUGGCGAAAAAGUCGAGAAAGGUACGCCUUUAGUGAUCCUCUCGGCUAUGAAAAUGGAAACCGUGGUCCAGAGUCCCGUCGCUGGUAUCGUAAAAACUCUAGAUGUCAAUAUGGGAAUGAAACUCGAGGCUGAAGACUUGAUGAUCACCGUUGAAUAAAUACUAGGUACUUUGGUGUUUAGGCUGUGUCACGUCAUGUACAAAAGAGCUAUUUUUACUUGUUUUUCGAUUAUAUUUUUGAGAUGUUCCCGGAAUUAUUUAUUGUUACAUCCCCUUUGUUGAUCUUGUUAUUUUGUUACUCGACUUUUAUUAAUAAAUUCACUUAUUUUUUA